AUGGCAGGAAUGGAUGCUUAUCGCCGAAAUCUCUACAUUUUGUCUCCUUACAGCGAGGAGAGAUUGUUCCUUGACAAAAUGGCAUAUUAUUCCGUCUGGAAAUCGAGUCUAAGUUCUCAAGUCACCGGCGUGCCAGUUCCGCACCAGUGGGCCCACAUUACACCAACCCCUUCGGCCUUGCGCGCAAUGAUGUUUCGAUCGAUGGAUGAAGUAUUUGCAGCCAUCCCCACCUCGGCCAAACCCGACUAUAUUGCCGCUCGGGAUGUCAUUCAUCAUGUACUAUCCCUUCUCCGGGUAGUAUCGCUUCACAUGCUCGAGUCAUUUUCAGAUUGGCAAGACGAGGAAGCCGACGUCGACGCGUCGAGAAGUAGCCUAAAACAUUGGAUGGAAAACAAUCAAUCUAUUGCCAGGAAAUGUCUGUGGCAUGCUGCAUGUGUUUUCAGCGCAUUGAAAAUAAAGCAGAAAUUCGCCUGCCAUGAUCCUCUCUGUUUCCUGAUUGCUUUCUUCUAUAUAUGGGCAUUCGACACGCUCAUGGUCGCUCCUGAACUCGAAAAGCCGCAAGCUUCAAACAAAGAGGUCCGCUUUUUAGACACCAGGGAAAUUCAAAUUUGGAUUGCUGAAGGGCCAAAUACUCCACUCAAUCUGAUUGGGGUCGGCAAUCUGACGGGCAAAGCAAGCUCCUUGCGUCUACUCACCGAGGUGCACCAGAUCUUUUCAAAAACGCAAGUCCUGGUCUGGGCUUUGCCGUGGCAUUGCGUCUGCAGUUGA
This is a messenger RNA of Penicillium crustosum, 768 nucleotides long. RefSeq lists its product as uncharacterized. The transcript has a single exon. The record is from RefSeq and is a predicted model, not a curated record. Bases 1 to 768 code for a protein of 255 amino acids. Lineage: Eukaryota; Fungi; Ascomycota; Eurotiomycetes; Eurotiales; Aspergillaceae.